Molecule: messenger RNA, 995 nt
Organism: Eptesicus fuscus (big brown bat)
Lineage: Eukaryota; Metazoa; Chordata; Mammalia; Chiroptera; Vespertilionidae
Gene: TCF15
Product: transcription factor 15
Exons: 2
Coding region: 52-645 (197 amino acids)
Biological process (GO): developmental process; regulation of transcription by RNA polymerase II
Molecular function (GO): DNA-binding transcription factor activity, RNA polymerase II-specific; protein dimerization activity; RNA polymerase II transcription regulatory region sequence-specific DNA binding
Source: RefSeq, a predicted model, not a curated record
GGCGCGGCCGAGGCUGGGACGCGGCGCUCGGAGGAACGCGGCCCGGUGCCCAUGGCGUUCGCGCUGCUGCGCCCCGUCGGCGCGCACGUGCUGUACCCGGACGUGCGGCUGCUGAGCGAGGACGAGGAGAACCGCAGCGAGAGCGACGCCUCCGACCAGUCAUUUGGCUGUUGCGAGGGCCUGGAGGCGGCGCGGCGCGGCCCGGGCCCCGGGGGCGGCCGGCGAGCGGGCGGCGGCGCGGGCCCGGUGGUGGUGGUGCGACAGCGGCAGGCAGCCAACGCGCGGGAGCGGGACCGCACGCAGAGCGUGAACACGGCCUUCACCGCGCUCCGCACGCUCAUCCCCACCGAGCCGGUGGACCGCAAGUUGUCCAAGAUCGAGACCUUGCGCCUGGCGUCCAGCUACAUCGCGCACCUGGCCAACGUGCUGCUGCUGGGCGACGCGGCGGACGACGGGCAGCCGUGCUUCCGAGCGGCCGGCAGUGCCAAGAGCGCGGUGCCCGCCGGCUCCGACGGCGGCCGCCAGCCACGCUCCAUCUGCACCUUCUGCCUCAGCAACCAGCGCAAGGGGAGUGGCCGCCGUGACCUGGGAGGCAGCUGCUUGAAGGUGAGGGGGGUGGCCCCCCUUCGAGUGCCACGGAGAUGAGCCUGGACCCCUGUAGCAUUUGCUCCACGCAGGACCCUGGAGAAGGAAGCCAGAGGCCAGCCACUGGUAGAACAGGGGAGAAGACCCCAGGAGCCGAUCCUACCCCUCGAUUGUAUAGGGACCAGAGGACAAUGGCUUGGGCCCAUGACCCUCUGGACAGGCCCCCUGGGACAUCUCUACUCCACCGUGGAGAGCUGUGAAGACCCAUCCAGCUGGCCCCAGCCCUGGCUGGUCAGAGACAAGGCAGAACUUUUGGAAAAACAAAGACUGUUGGUGACAGAGGGUGUGUACAUGUCUGUGCAUGAGUGAGUGAGUGUGUAAAUGUGUGUGUGUGUGAGAGUGAGAGAGAA